AAAGAAAGUAACAAACUUGGUAGGAGAAAGACACUCAUCCGAACGAACGAACAAAAGCAGGGAAGAAGACACUUCUCUUUGGAGCCUGCCGCCUGGUGUGUUCAUCUAUCCUCUGAAGGACUGCGAAGAAACAAACUUCAGUGAUACUAAAUUGACUGACCGGCGAUUUGACAUGGCCCCGGCAACUAUUAUCUCGUCUUCUUCUCCUUUCUUCUCGCCGUCUCUUGGGAAUGUUUUCUCUGCAACCAACUCCAGGGCCGGGGCGGUGGGUUUCCUCGGUUUUGCGCCCAAAUUUCAGGCGCCAAACCCUCUUACUGCAACCACAACUUCCGUUUCUCUCUCAACCGUGAGGAAAAUCUCCAGGAGCUUACUCCAAGUGCGAUCAGUUGCUGCUCCAGUAGAAGAUGUGGCUGGAUUCGGUGAUAUGGUCUCUGGAACUCAAAGGAAGUACUACAUGCUUGGUGGUAAGGGAGGUGUAGGAAAAACUAGCUGUGCUGCCUCACUUGCUGUGAAAUUUGCGAACAGUGGGCAUCCUACUUUGGUCGUGUCAACGGAUCCAGCACAUUCCUUGAGUGAUUCUUUUGCUCAGGAUUUAACUGGGGGCACACUAGUACAGGUCGAGGGACCUGAUUACCCACUUUUUGCUCUUGAGCUGAAUCCAGAGAAAGCCAGGGAAGAAUUUCGUACCGCAUCUAAGCAGAAUGGUGGAACCGGUGUGAAAGAUUUUAUGGAAGACAUGGGUCUUGGAAUGCUUGUUGAACAGUUAGGAGAGUUGAAACUAGGAGAACUACUGGAUACACCUCCUCCUGGUUUGGAUGAAGCUAUUGCGAUUUCAAAAGUGAUACAAUUUCUUGAGUCAGAAGAAUACAACAUGUUUACUCGAAUAGUUUUUGAUACAGCACCAACGGGUCAUACUCUGCGGCUUCUCUCGUUGCCUGAUUUCCUAGAUGCGUCCAUUGGGAAGAUACUGAAGCUUAAACAAAAGAUAACUUCAGCUACAUCUGCAAUCAAAUCUGUUUUUGGAAAAGAAGAAAAGCGACCGGAUGCUGCUGAUAAGUUGGAGAAGCUGAGGGAAAGGAUGAUAAAAGUGCGUGAACUGUUUCGGGAUGUGGACUCCACUGAGUUUGUUAUAGUCACAAUUCCUACGGUAAUGGCAGUUAGUGAAUCAUCUAGAUUGCGUGCCUCCUUAGAGAAGGAGAAUGUACCCGUUAAAAGGCUUAUUGUAAAUCAACUUCUUCCACCAUCUGUCUCUGACUGCAAAUUUUGUGCAAUGAGAAGGAAGGAUCAGGCACGUGCUCUAGAUAUGAUCCAGGAUGAUCCAGAACUGUCUACCUUGAGAUUGAUCAAAGCUCCCCUGGUCGAUGUAGAGAUCAGAGGCGUUCCAGCCCUCAAAUUCAUCGGUGACAUCAUAUGGAAAUGAUCAUAAGCAAAGAGUCGGCCUCGAAUCGUACCAUGACCAACUUUGAAACAUCCACUGAUAGUAAGCAAUUGCAGGAAGAGCUGAAUGCUAUCGACACAGUCUGCAGAGACUUUGUAGAGCUCAUAUGAUGUUUUGAUGGUUUGAACUCUGAGUCAAUGUGUACGUAACACUUCAUGUAGAUAAUGUUCAAGUUUCAAGAUCUUUAGUUAGAUGUUUGAUCAUGAAAGCUCAAACAGGAUACAAUAGAGUAACUACCAUAUGGGUUUACACACAAUGUACAACAACUGAGGACUUGCUAUUGGAGAAGUUUUUUCCUGUCAUGUGUAAGCUCCUAUAGAUUUACAAAAAACCGUUUCUCUGUUGGGGAAAAGGAGAAGAAAUAAUUCACACCCGCUAAUUCUCUGCUAUCUAUAAAUCCUGAUAGAUAAU
This is a messenger RNA of Linum trigynum, 1849 nucleotides long. The record is from the annotation of a GenBank genome assembly. NCBI's taxonomy places the organism in Eukaryota, Viridiplantae, Streptophyta, Magnoliopsida, Malpighiales, Linaceae.